Messenger RNA from Acanthosepion pharaonis, 1743 nucleotides. Lineage: Eukaryota; Metazoa; Mollusca; Cephalopoda; Sepiida; Sepiidae. The record is from the annotation of a GenBank genome assembly.
AUGCUUUGUUUGUCUAAAGUAACGAUUUCACGCAUUAGAUUAGCCGAGAUUUUGUGUAUUGCUAUCUAUCUAUCUACGCCUAUUUCUUUCUUUCCUUUUUCUUUAUCUAACUUUGUCUAUUUCUAUCUAUCUAUCUAUCUAUCUAUCUAUCUAUCUAUCUAUCUAUCAUUUGUCUAUCAUCUGUCUGUCUAUUUCAAUCGGCUUUAUCUAUCUAUCUGUCUAUAUAUCUAUGCAUAUUUUUCCUUUUAUCUAUCUAUCUAUCUAUCUAUGCAUAUAUUUUUCUUUUAUCUUUCUUUAUCUAUCUAUCUAUCUAUGCAUAUUUUUCUUUUUUAUCUUUCUUUAUCUCUCUCUAUCUCUAUCUCUCUAUCUAUCUAUCAUUUGUCCAUCUGUUGUCUUUUCAAUCGGCUUAUCUAUUUAUCUAUCUAUCUAUCUAUCUAUCUAUCUAUCUUUAUUUUUCCUUUUUUUUCUUCUAUCUAUCUAUCUAUCUAUCUAUCUAUCUAUCUAUCUAUCUAUCUAUCUAUCUAUCUACGCCUAUUUCUUUCUUUCGUUUUUCUUUACCUAACUUUGUCUAUUUCUUUCUUUAUUUCUUUCUGUCUAUCUAUCUAUCAUUUGUCUAUCAUCUGUCUGUCAAUUUCAAUCGGCUUAUCUAUCUAUCUAUCUAUCUAUCUAUCUAUCUAUCUAUCUAUCUAUCUAUCCAAACAAUUAUCUAUCUAUCUAUCUAUCUAUCUAUCUAUCUAUCUAUCUCUCUCUCUCUCUCUCUAUAUAUAUAUAUAUAUAUAUAUAUAUAUAUUAUGUAAUAAAGAGAAAGAACAUUCAGAAUUUGGUGCCACAAGCACAAAUGUAAUAUCUAUCUAUCUAUCUAUCUAUCUAUCUAUCUAUCUAUCUAUCUAUCUAUCUAUCUUGACCAUCAUUCAUAUAAAACGUUUAAGUCUUCCUUCCCUUACUCUCCACUCGUUCGUUCUUGCUCUUCGCUCCAUCUUUCUUGCUCUCCUUUUUAUAGUUUCUUUAUUGCUCUCACCAAAAGCUGCAAUUACCAAUAAAAUCAUAUUUCUUUCUUUCAUUCUUUCUUUCUCGAUCUUUCAUAUUUAUUUAUCUAUCUAUCUAAAGUGCUGUUCUUAUCUACCUCUCUAUCUAAAGUUGUGCUCAUCUAUCUAUCUAUCUAUCUAUCUAUCUAUCUAUCUAUCUAAAUCUGUUCUUAUCUACAUAUCCUGUUUUUAUCUAUCUAUCUAUCUAUCUAUCUAUCUAUCUAUCUAUCUAUCUAAAGUCAGUUUAGCGAGAUCUAUCUAUCUAUCUAUCUAUCUAUCUAUCUAUCUUAAGCUGUUUUUAUCUAUCUGUCUCAAGCUGUUUUAUCUAUCUAUCUAUCUAUCUAUCUAUCUAUCUAUCUAUCUAUCUAUCUCAAGCUGUUUUAUCUAUCUAUCUAUCUAUCUAUCUAUCUAUCUAUCUAUCUAUCUAUCUCUAUCUCAAGCUGUUUUUAUCUAUCUCAAGCUGUUUUAUCUAUCUAUCUCUAUCUAUCUAUCUAUCUAUCUAUCUAUCUAUCUAUCUAUCUAUCUAUCUCAAGCUGUUUCUAUCUAUCUAUCUAUCUAUCUAUCUAUCUAUCUAUCUUGCAUCCGAUGCAAACUGUACCUACGUCAUAUAUCUAUCUAUCUAUCUAUCUAUCUAUCUAUCUCUCUCUGUCUCUCUCUCUCUGUCUCUCUCUGUCUUCUAACGUGUUUGUUCUCCCCUGUGUCCUUGGGCCAAACUUAA